UGUGUCAAAUAACUCGUUACUUUUGUGACUGUUGGCAGCAGAAACACAGAUUUUUGUUCAUCGAUGGUAAAAAGUUUAUUGUAAUCGUAUGCAAUUACGAUAAGUGUAAUUUAAAAUAGAAGUGUAUGUUAAAUUUCAAUAGCCUUCAGAUAGUGUUUGACAUAUAAACCCAACAAAAUGUCCUUUGCGGAGAAAAUCACAGGAUUGCUGGCGCGGCCGAAUCAAGCAGAACAAAUGGGCGGCAUAGAUGCGCCGUGGUACAUGAAGUAUGCUGGAAGAUUAUUGGGUAUUGUUGGCGCUUUCUUCUGCAUACUAUUUGGAUUAUGGAAUGUCGUCGGCAUUCUACUGCUCAACGUUUCCUGCCUCAUCUCGGGCAUCAUACAAAUGGUGGUCGGAUUUGUAGUGAUGGCACUGGAAGCGCCUUGUUGCUUUUUCUGUAUAGAAUAUGUAAGCGAUAUUUCAAAUAAAGUAGAUGCACGUCCAUUAUGGAAUCGUGCCGCCUUCUAUUGCGCAAUUGCUAUACCUCCCAUCAUUUUGUGUCCAGGACUGGGUAGUAUUUUUGCAUGUGGUCUUGUAUUCGGAACAGGCGUGAUAUAUGGCCUCAUGGGAUUGGGCAAAAAGGCUUCCGCCGAUGAAAUGCGUCAAGCAGCUGUGAAUUCCGGCUUCGCGGGCACACCCACGGGCGUCGCAACGAACGAUCGCGCCAGCAUUGUGAAUAAUGCACAACCGUUCUCCUUUACAGGCGCCGUGGGCACAGACAGCAAUGUGUGAUAGCGUAGAUAUGACUGCAAAAUCAAGCAAACCAUUGGAAGCGUUGCACAGAGAAGAAGUUGACAAAUGCCAUUCAGAAAGAAAAACAGAACAACCGACAAAACCAGGCUGUCCUGCCGAUCAGCUGCGUUCACUGCAUACUAUAUAUGUGCAUACGUGUGUAUUAGUUAUAUAGUGCAAGUGCCUCUUUUAAGUUAAAUGUCUUCAAAAUGUAAACGGUUGAAGUGCGAACUUGCAGUUGUAGUGCAAUUCGUAGUGACAUCCCUGGCGCAGAAAUAGAAAGAUCUCUGUCAACUCCGUUAGACAACGCCUUCACUGGUUUUAAUAUUUAUUUACUUAUAGCUUGCUAAAAUGUUUCAUCAUAUACAUAUUAACUUUUCGGAUGGUUAAAGUAAUGAGAAUGGUUAAACUUGAUUCGUUGCUACUUUCCUAAAUAUAAAUGCAUACUUAAUUUCUAUUUGUACAUAUAAUUUUUUGUUUAAAGUUGAUAAUCUGUUAAUUUGUCCAAUAAUGACACAAUCUCUUAUCCAAUUGUUCUCGUUACGAAAUUUUUGCAUUCCAUUUGUGCAAGUGAAAUUUUCCUUAAGUUAAAUAGAUAUGAAGUCUGGAAAAAAAAUUUAAUUUUAUAACUAAACUUCGUAAAAUGUCUUUUAAAUUACAAUAUUAAUUAACAAAAAAAUUGGCUUAAGUUACUAAAAAAUUAUUGAAUAUUUCAUGUGUCUUUGUAGUAAAUUUUAUCAUCGUACUUCUCACGUUUCAUGCUAUCUUAAUAAUAUUUUACGCGCAACAAUCUAGAUAAAUAUUUUAGAAAUUUGUGCGUUUGGUUCAGAAACAACUAUACAAAUAAGUAAAUGUUGAGCAAACUAAAUAAAUACCAACCAUAGGCAAACUAAAAACAAAA
Messenger RNA from Bactrocera latifrons, 1672 nucleotides. RefSeq names its product calcium channel flower (gene fwe). The record is from RefSeq and is a predicted model, not a curated record. Bases 178 to 771 code for a protein of 197 amino acids. NCBI's taxonomy places the organism in Eukaryota, Metazoa, Arthropoda, Insecta, Diptera, Tephritidae. Gene Ontology annotation, cellular component: membrane. Gene Ontology annotation, biological process: vesicle-mediated transport. The transcript has 5 exons.